CAUGACUGUGCCACCCGGCUGAAGGCACAGGUUGCAUGGAGGAACCAAUGUUGGAUGGUUUUAAAGACGAGGACGAGGACAGCAUGAGGAUGAGGAUGAACAACCACCACGGCGGAUAACAGCACCCAAGCGUCAACGUCUAGGAAACAUGGACCAUGAGCGACUUAUACGGGACGGCGCCCUUGAAAGCCCUGUGGAUCGGAGCUUGUGUUCACAGUCUGGUUUGCCCUCAGUUGACUCCCCUUCACAGGUGAUAUUUGACUCGAAGACCCUGCCCACAAGAAUGCGUGCCGGCACAUCACUGCCACUACCCCUUCAUGUAGUCACCCCACUGGUUCCCUCUGUGACACUGGCCAAACAGCUCGGCGUCAAGGCGGUCUACUUUAAGCUAGAUGCGCUUCAGCCAAGCGGGAGUUUCAAGAUCCGAGGGAUUGGCCAAACUAUCGCCAAAUACUACCAGGCGCACCCCAACCUCAAGAUUAUUGUGUCAUCUUCUGGCGGUAACGCGGGAAUGGCCGCCACGGUAGCGGGUGUGGCUUACAAUUUACAAGUUCGUGUCUACGUUCCAAACAGCACCCCAGUCAUGAUGAUCGAGCGACUACAGGCAGCUGGGGCCGAUGUCAUUGUGCAUGGAAGUGUAUGGGAUGAGGCGCAUGCAGAGGCGAUGAGAUUCGUGGCAUGUCAAGAGGCAGGUAGUGCGUUGUUGGUGCAUCCUUUUGAGGGAGACGAUCUAGUAGACGGACAUUCGACCCUUGUGGCGGAGAUUGCUGUGCAGUUACCGCCAGGCAUUGUUCCCGAUGUAGUGGUUUGUGCGGUAGGUGGGGGUGGUCUGUUAAGUGGGAUUUUGAAGGGGCUGAAGAGCAUAUAUCAUGGGAAAUGCAGGUUGCCAGUGGUGGUUGGAGCUGAAACUGAGGGCGCAAGGUCAUUUGCGUUGGCGGUUGCGAUGGGGUACCCACUUCGCCUCCCUGGUGGAAUCACGUCCAUUGCCAAAUCCCUCGGUGCUCUUCAGGUUUCUGAUCGUGUGAUGGAAUUGCGAGACACAUAUGGAGCACCAAGUGUCCGAUCACUUGUGGUAACAGACGCACAGGCCGUAUGUGGAUUAGUGAAUUUUGCAGAUGAGUUUAGAAUUUUAGUAGAGCCCUCCUGCGGCGCCGGUUUGGCAGCCUGUUAUUCGCCAGAAACAUUGAAAAGCGUUGUACCAGAAUUGAAUUCUGAGAGUGUCGUGGUAGUUGUAGUGUGCGGGGGAUCAAUGGUGACAACAGCACUGAUAGCAGAGUGGAGGGAGACUUUUGACGUGUGACGACUCUGGGUUGGCUAACUUUGGUGAGUAUAUUGUAAACAUAGAGAAAAAGCCCAGUACCGCUAUGAACAGCAUGACAUAGCGUGAAAAUUGUGAAUAGUUAGAAAGAAAAAUAAUGUACAUUCUAAAUGCAAAAAUGGUAUCUUAUAGCCCACGUCUGGGUCGGGAAA
This is a messenger RNA of Spizellomyces punctatus DAOM BR117, 1470 nucleotides long. RefSeq lists its product as uncharacterized. NCBI's taxonomy places the organism in Eukaryota, Fungi, Chytridiomycota, Chytridiomycetes, Spizellomycetales, Spizellomycetaceae. Gene Ontology annotation, molecular function: threonine deaminase activity; pyridoxal phosphate binding; L-serine ammonia-lyase activity. Gene Ontology annotation, biological process: L-serine catabolic process; L-threonine catabolic process. The transcript has a single exon. Bases 149 to 1300 code for a protein of 383 amino acids. The record is from RefSeq and is a predicted model, not a curated record.